AAUUGGUCCACUAAUUCAUAAUGCUAGAUUCUUUCAUGCAAAUCAGACAUCAAACAAAGGAACAAAGACCCACUUACCUUUAUAUAUGUAUAAUAUAUGCAGAGAUUGAAUAUUAUAUUUUAAAAAAUAAUUAUAUGAAUCAUCUAGAUGAUUUUCUGAUCAAUUUUUCUAAGGUUUUUUCAUGACUAUGAAUACCGUAGUUGAGUUCAUCCAAAUGUGAAGUAGAAAAUAAGGAAGUUCUCAAUUGUUUGAGUUUUCUGGGAAAAAAACAGAGAGAAAAUUUUGGGUUUUUCUGGGUUUUUUAAGGCAAACAAAAAGAAGAGCUUGAAACAGUGAAAAUGGCGACGAGAACAGUUGAUCUUCGAUCUGAUACAGUCACUAAACCGACUGAAGCAAUGAGGGCUGCAAUGGCUACUGCCGAAGUUGAUGAUGAUGUCUUCGGAGCUGAUCCAACCGCCGUUAAGUUACAAUCAGAAGUGGCGAAGAUGAUGGGCAAGGAAGCCGGUCUAUUUGUCCCGUCAGGCACCAUGGGUAACCUAAUUAGUGUUUUGGUUCAUUGUGAUGUAAGGGGAAGUGAAGUCAUUCUCGGAAACAAUUCCCAUAUACAUAUCUAUGAGAACGGUGGGAUAGCGACAAUCGGAGGUGUACAUCCGAGGCCAGUGAAGAACAAUGAAGAUGGAACGAUGGACAUCGAUUUGAUCGAAGAUGCCAUUAGAGACCCAAGAGGAGAGCUUGUGUACCCGACUACAAGACUGAUUUGCCUGGAGAAUUCACACGGGAACACCGGGGGUCGAUGCUUACCUGUGGAGUACAUAGACAGAGUUGGUGAGCUAGCUAAGAAGCAUGGUUUGAAGCUUCACAUCGAUGGGGCUCGUAUUUUCAAUGCAUCUGUGGCACUCGGAAUUCCUGUUGAUAGGCUUGUACAAGCUGCUGAUUCAGUCUCGGUAUGUCUAUCGAAAGGUAUUGGUGCUCCGGUUGGAUCAGUCAUUGUUGGUUCCGAAACCUUUAUUACCAAGGCUAGAAGACUUCGGAAAACCCUAGGGGGUGGGAUGAGACAGGUCGGUGUCAUUUGUGCAGCUGCAUUGGUUGCUUUGCAAGAGAAUCUGGUAAAGCUUGAAGGUGAUCACAAGAACGCAAAGGUGUUAGCAGAGGGACUAAAUCAAAUUAAAGGUCUAAGAGUGAAUGUUGCUGCAGUGGAAACUAAUAUUAUAUUUUUUGACAUAGUGGAGGGAUCAAAAAUCUCAGGGGAGAAACUAUACAAGCAUUUAGUGGAACGCGGUGUAUUUGUGAUGCUUGAGGGUCCAUCCAGGAUGAGAAUUGUUCUUCACCACCAAAUUUCAUCAAGUGAUGUGCAGUACACUUUGUCAUGCUUUCAGCAAGCUUUCAGUGGAUUGCAAGAAGAAAAUGGCAACUAAGAAAUUGGUGGAUUUAUUAUAAAUAAUGUAAAAAUACAAUAAAAUACAAUCUUCUUAUUGGUUGUGGAUGGAUAAUUGGUGUAUUCAUAUCAUAUUUCGUGUAUCCAUAUCAAGAAAAAAUGAAAACUCGAAGGGAAAAUAUGAUAAUAAAAUACGGUAAUUGUCAAUUUUAUGUUUAAA
Messenger RNA from Gossypium arboreum, 1595 nucleotides. Its product is annotated as low-specificity L-threonine aldolase 1. Gene Ontology annotation, molecular function: L-allo-threonine aldolase activity. Gene Ontology annotation, cellular component: cytosol. Bases 339 to 1415 code for a protein of 358 amino acids. Lineage: Eukaryota; Viridiplantae; Streptophyta; Magnoliopsida; Malvales; Malvaceae. The record is from RefSeq and is a predicted model, not a curated record. The transcript has 11 exons. Gene Ontology annotation, biological process: glycine biosynthetic process; L-threonine catabolic process.